AUGGAGAAUUCCGGGAAUUAUCAUUUACUUUCGAAGUUCACCAGAUUACGAAAGAAGCCACAGCAACCGCUGACGGAUUUAACGGAACUCUACGGUAGAAUUGCGAAUGAAAGUAUCUAUUAUUUGAGAUUGGAGGAACUGGGUGACUACAAAGCGGCUUUACAGGGUUGGAAAGCACUGAAUACCGAUGUAAUGUAUCGGUUAACGCUUAUUGAACAUGAAUACCCCAAUAUUGCAUCGUACACAAGAGAAGAGGGCAACAUCAAAUCUGGAGUGCGAGAGUUGUGCCAUAAGAGUUUAAUGCAUUUGGACCGAGUGAAAAAAUUAUAUGAUGAGGCUGAAGCCAGGCAGCACGGUCCCGUACCGACCGAAUCCAACGCGUACAAGAGCCUGCCACCUAAUCGAAGCUCAUCAUUUGUCAAGAGAAGUCAUCUGCAACACGCAUUCAAUGGCUCAUCGCGGAAAAUGACGAUGACGUUACGAGAUUCAAGACCCAACGCUGCGAAAAGUGCGACUUCGUCACUGCGAUCCUUCCAGUCGCUAGACCCGAGUUCUAGGAGUACUCAAGGGCAGCAUAGGGUUAACUUCGUGCCGUCAAAGCCAUUGACUAAGCAGAGAGUAUCUCCGCCGUGCGAAGAGGAUAAGCUUGGCGAAAGGUUCGAUGGUUUUGACGAUAAUAACGAUUUGAUUGAUCUUACCCUUAAUAGCGAUGAAGAUGUUUCCAGUGUGGUAGAAGAAUCACUCCAAGAUAGUCUCAAGGAUGACCCGUUUGAUUUUGAUUUUGAAGAUUACUAUGCAGAGGAUCCAGCCUUGAAUGUUAAGCCUGAUUCUGAAACGGGGGGAGCUCGGAACACGGAGCAUACGGCCUUCAUCGAACAACAGCUCUCAAAUCUCUCGAUUAGAUCGCCACCGCUGAUAAUAGCUCCAGCUAAACCUCCUAGCAGUAAUAAGGACAGACCCCCAAUACCGAUCAGCCAGCCACCAUGCAGCAUCAAGGAGAGACCCCCGAUUCCCAUCAAUCAACCGCCUGUGCCAACCAUGCAGGAUUCUUCCAUGUUAACAACGGCGAAAAGUGUCAGUCAACCUGUACCGCCAUACCAGAAAUCAAACAAUAGCACGGGAAACAUAAGCUCAAGCUCGAGCAAUAACGGCCGCAGCGCGAACAAACUGAAAGCAGCAGGAAGACCAAAAGCGUCGACUGACUUGAAAGCUACAAAAUCCACGCCUGCGCUGAGCACAAGAUCCACAAAGGGAUCGCCUUCGUUACCAGCACAUCGUGCAGAGAUUGCAAGGCCUCAAGCAGCGUCGGUUGCCGCUAAGAAAGUCCUUGGAUUAUCCAGCGAAGUGAAGCAGCCUGAUACCACCAAUAGACAACCUAAGAAGCUGGUGAAGAAGAAAGUACAGGCUAACACAGCUACUCGAUCUCUACCUGUGAUGAAUUCAGCGCGAUCAAGCAUCGCACAAACAAAAAAGAAAAUGCAAGCAGAUCAUCUCUCAUCAACCCACGCUAAGCCGAGCCGGAAUGAUACUACACCGGUAUCAACUUCUACAAGGACAGGAAUAUCAGUUUCGUUGGGCUCGUCACGCUCGGUGGACACUCACGAUGUGAAACGCGAUCAUUCAACCCCGCCUCUGCCCAGUUCAGCAGCGCCGCCUGUAUUAGUCGCAGAAGGUUGUGAAGGUGACACUCAGAAGCUGAAAGAUGAACUGGAAGAUGACAUAAUCAACUCACUGACUGGUGUGGAUAAGGGCGCUGCGAAGCAAAUAUUUGCCGAAAUAGUGGUCCAUGGAGACGAGGUACACUGGGAGGAUAUCGCUGGUCUUGAAGGCGCUAAAAGCUCUUUGAAAGAGGCCGUUGUGUAUCCGUUUCUCAGGCCUGAUUUGUUCCGCGGUCUGAGAGAGCCCGUGAGAGGCAUGCUCCUAUUCGGGCCGCCAGGUACUGGUAAGACAAUGCUGGCUCGCGCUGUGGCCACAGAGUCUCAUUCGACAUUCUUCUCCAUCAGCGCUUCCAGUCUAACUUCCAAAUAUCUAGGUGAAAGUGAAAAACUAGUCAGAGCACUUUUCGCAGUGGCCAAGAAACUCUCUCCCUCCAUCAUCUUCGUCGAUGAAAUCGACUCUAUAAUGGGUAGUAGAAAUUCCGACGGUGAAAACGAGUCAAGCCGAAGAAUUAAGAAUGAGUUCCUGAUCCAGUGGUCUUCGCUUUCGGCAGCUGCCGCUGGCAGUAACUCGAGAAGUGGCUCCGGUGACGAUGACGACGAGAGAGUGCUCGUCUUGGCCGCAACCAAUCUGCCCUGGUCGAUCGAUGAAGCUGCUAGAAGAAGGUUCGUCAGGAGACAAUAUAUUCCGUUACCUGAACCAGAAACGCGAAGCGUACAACUCAAGAGGCUAUUGUCGCAUCAAAAACAUAGUUUGACUGACGAAGAUUUCACUGAUUUGUUGAAGUUGACGGACGGGUUUUCCGGCAGCGAUAUAACGUCCUUAGCAAAGGACGCAGCGAUGGGUCCACUGAGAGAGCUUGGAGACCAGCUACUUUUGGUUCCCACCGAAAGCAUAAGGCCAAUGGCUUUAGAAGACUUCAAGAAUAGUCUGAAUUACAUUAAACCGUCCGUUUCACAAGAAGGUUUAAAACGCUACGAAGAGUGGGCCACAAAAUUCGGAUCGUCUGGUUCGUAG
This is a messenger RNA of Torulaspora globosa, 2673 nucleotides long. It is a transcript of the gene SAP1, whose product is annotated as putative AAA family ATPase SAP1. Gene Ontology annotation, molecular function: ATP binding; ATP hydrolysis activity. The record is from RefSeq and is a predicted model, not a curated record. NCBI's taxonomy places the organism in Eukaryota, Fungi, Ascomycota, Saccharomycetes, Saccharomycetales, Saccharomycetaceae. The coding region runs from base 1 to 2673 and encodes 890 amino acids. The transcript has a single exon.